AUGACUAGUCUGGACGAUAGCAUCAUUUCACCACAGAACAUGGCGUUGCUCGACAACGUCACAAACUACAACAGAGAGGCCGUGGACUAUUUCCACUACGAGUUCGGGCUGGGCUGCGAUAAGCUACCCAUGGACUGGAAAAUACUCAUGAAGAUGCGGAAACACAGGCUGCUGAGGUUGCCCAGCUGUUCCAUGGAGGACGACGUCGACUACACGAUGUACAUGCAGAGACUGCACCAUUGCUUGUGGAGGCGCUGGUCCAUGGAGCUCUUCGGCUUGCAGCAGAAGAAAUGCGACCCCUUAAGCAUCAACUGGAACAAAGAUACGGACGUCACGGUACUAUACGGGCCGGAAUUCUCCUCGGAGGCACCAGCCUCCAAGGAACAGCAGAGGGCGUUGUUCGGUGCCCCCACAGCGCCACAAACAAUCUCCUCGAAGGGGGUUAUCGACACCCCGACGAUAGAAAGUGGCGAUGAGGACAGUAUACUGUACGCCUCAUCGAUAGACUCCAGUGCAUCCUCAAUCUUCGACUCUGCAUCGAGACGCCGCGGGUCCAACGGGUCCGUGGACAGGAAGCUCGGGUUACAAUUUAGUGACGUCGUCCUAAAGAGGGAGAUCUCUCCAAGAGGCGACAUAAGCGAGAAAUGCGUCCGCAUCAACGAUAUCAAGUCGAGGCAUCAUCACCGCCGCCACCAGCACCGCCAUCACAACGUGCACAGACAGGUGGUCUACUCCGACGCGUCGGAUUAUAUUAUGGUAGAGGGCGGUGACCUGUUUUACGUAAACUGA
Messenger RNA from Huiozyma naganishii CBS 8797, 789 nucleotides. RefSeq lists its product as uncharacterized. Lineage: Eukaryota; Fungi; Ascomycota; Saccharomycetes; Saccharomycetales; Saccharomycetaceae. The transcript has a single exon. The coding region runs from base 1 to 789 and encodes 262 amino acids. Gene Ontology annotation, biological process: protein catabolic process in the vacuole; cellular response to glucose starvation. The record is from RefSeq and is a predicted model, not a curated record.